Molecule: messenger RNA, 2444 nt
Organism: Oryzias latipes (Japanese medaka)
Lineage: Eukaryota; Metazoa; Chordata; Actinopteri; Beloniformes; Adrianichthyidae
Gene: ddx59
Product: DEAD (Asp-Glu-Ala-Asp) box polypeptide 59
Molecular function (GO): RNA helicase activity; nucleic acid binding; ATP binding
Source: RefSeq, a predicted model, not a curated record
GUGACAAAAUUAAUUCGGCAUGAUUACAAUUAGCGAACGGACACAUACCGGAAAAGUGCAGCUAUUUGUUGCUUAAAUCCCACAGGCAGCCCCAGAUUCUUACCGUUCGUAUUGUAUGUAAACUGUACAAAGCAUUUAUAAUGACGAUUAAACCAUAGACAAUAAGGAUUACACAGAUAAAAACGGGGUGCUUGAUUGCAAACUACAUUUCCCAUCAUGCAACGCGACUGUUAGGUCAUAAGUAUGUGCCCAGGUUUGUUUUGUGGUGUUGGAAAGUGACGAGAGGCGAUUUGUUUAAAAAAAUGUUCAUGCCAAGAGCUCUGAAGGUGAAAAGACCUGCCCAGGGACCUGACCCAGGUUUGAGUAAAAAAAACAAGGUCUGUCCAGAGUCCAGUAACUCAAGUAAGUCAGAGGCACAUGUGCAACAAGAGGAAGAAAAGAAAACACCCGUUGAAACAGUAAAAGAGGUAGAGGAGCCUGCACAUUUGGUAGAAAGACACAAGUCCUCAUCAGAUGAAGAGGAGGAACCAGUGAAAUCCUUCAAAAAGAGCCAGCGAUGGCCUGAGCCAGGAGAACCGGUCUGUGUGAUGUGUGGUCGCUAUGGAGAGUACAUAUGUGAUGCCACUGAUAAUGACGUUUGCAGUCUUGAGUGCAAAGCCAAACAUCUAACGAAGAUGGGAUUUGGGACCGGGGCGGAAGCAUUUACUGGAAAAGACAUUAACCUGGAUGGAAAGUCUGAUCAGCUUAAUCCAAAGGGGUUGAAAACUUUGAAAACUGGAGGUGAUGCUGGAAAAGAAGAAGUCUUCUAUUCCUACAAGGAAGAUCGGUUUAUAUCAGAUCUGACAGAUGAGCAGGUCCAACGAAUAAAACAGGAGCUUGGCAUUGAUACCCAGGGGGACGAUGUCAGGAAACCUAUACUUGAAUUUGAACAUUGUGCUUUUCCUUUGACGCUAAGUAAUAACCUGAAAAAGGCUGGUUAUGAGGCACCCACGCCGAUCCAGAUGCAGAUGGUGCCAAUUGGUCUCACAGGCAGGGAUGUGAUUGCCAGCGCGGACACUGGAUCUGGAAAAACUGUAGCCUUCUUACUGCCUGUAAUAGUAAGGGCCAUGGAGAAACCAGCUGACGGUGUGUGCAGCCCUGUAGCUCUGAUCCUGACCCCCACCAGAGAGCUGGCCAUUCAAAUCGAAAGGCAGGCCAAGGAGCUUGUGAUAGGACUCCCCAACAUGAGAACGGCGCUGCUUGUGGGUGGCAUGCCCCUCCCCCCACAGCUCCACCGCCUCAAGAGCAGCAUCAAAAUUGUCAUAGCUACACCUGGAAGACUGAUUGACAUCCUGAAGCAGAAAGUGCUGCAACUUGACAAAGUGAAGGUUGUGGUUGUUGAUGAGGUCGACAGCAUGUUAAAGAUGGGCUUCCAGCACCAGGUCCUUGAGGUUCUGGAGCCAGUCCCUGAGGACCAUCAGACUCUGCUGACAUCAGCCACCAUCCCAACAGGGACGGAGGAGCUAGCUGCUCGCCUGGUCCGAGACCCGGUACGCAUCGCUAUUGGCGAGAAGAACCAGCCAUGUGCCAACAUUAAGCAGAUCCUGCUUUGGGUGGAAGAACCUUCCAAGAAGAAGAAGCUGUUUGAGAUUCUCAAUGAUAGCAAACUGUACCAGCCCCCUGUAGUGGUGUUUGUUGAAUGUAAAGCGGGAGCAGAUCUGCUAUGUGAGGCGGUCUCCAAGGUGACAGGUCUCACCACCGUGGCGAUCCACUCAGACAAGAAGCAGUGGGAACGCAACCGCAUUCUCAAGGGUCUUCUGGAUGGGGAAUAUGAAGUUGUGAUCAGUACAGGUGUUUUAGGCAGAGGGCUGGACCUCGUCAAUGUCAGACUGGUUGUGAACUUUGACAUGCCCAACACGAUGGAUGAGUACGUCCACCAGGUUGGUCGAGCAGGGAGGCUUGGACACAGGGGAACAGCUAUCACCUUUCUCAACAACAACAACAAAAGGCUGUUCUUGGGAGUGGUGAACCGAGUCAAACCCACUGGAUCCAUUUUGCCUCCUCAGCUUUUAAACUCACCUUACCUCCAUGAGCAGCAAAGGAGGGAAAGACAAAAAUCCACACUGGGACCUGAGGAUACCCUGGUCACCAAGAACAACCUCCUUGACAUCAUAAAGAAACACCAUCGUAGCAAGAAAUAGUUGAUUCAAGUCAAUCCUGCAUUUAGGUUGUUUAUUUAUUAUUUACAUUUCAGUUGUUUUUUGUUGUUUUUGAAAUAAUAAAAUGAUUCAAUGUCAAAAAUCAUUUGGGGUAAAAAAAAAAAAAGAAAUAGGACACUGUUUUUCAACAAGUCUUAGGUCAUGUUUUGUUAUACAUUUAAAUGUUUUAUUAUGUUAACUAUACAGUUCCAUAGUUAAAUCCAUCUCUCUCUCUCUCUUUCUAUAUAUAAACAUAAAAAACAACGA